UUUUAAUUUUUUAGUUUAAAUUUUAUUAAUUAAAAAAUGCAAAAUAAAAACACAUUGUGAAUCAUGACGAAGGACACGUCAGAGCUGAUCUAGAACAAAGAAAAAAAAUUUAAAAAAAAAAAAGUUAAAAAGAACAGUAAAUAAGGAAAGGUGGGGAGGGCAAAAUGGUAAAAGGAAAUUCGCAUACGCGUCUCUAUGAGGCCCAUAUUCCAUCGCCAUUACCGACCUUUGAAUCCCUUAAAAUUCCAUUCUCUGAACCCCAAAUCUUCAUCCUCCAAACCCUCGUAUCCACCCGCUCUCUAGCUCAAGAAAAAUUUCAAUCAAUCCCCCCUCUUGAAAUCCUUGAUCUCCUCUAUUUCUCUCACUGGAAUUCGGAUUCUGAAUCGAGGAUAUGGCUCAGAAAACGGAGAAGGAAGAGACUGAGUUCAAAGUUCCAGAAACCCUCGCCCUAUGCGUUAACAACUGUGGAUUUACAGGCAAUCCGGCCACAAACAACAUGUGUCAGAAGUGCUUCAGCGCCUCCGCUUCGGCGGCGGCCGCGGCAGCUGCCGGAGCCUUGAAGAGUAGCCACAAGGUGUCCGGCGGAGCCGCAGACGCGAGAUCCAGCUCCGCGAGGUCCCCCGAGCGAAUGGACUCGCUGGCGGAGACCAGCCUGGAUCGGACGAAGGACGCUGCCUCAGCUGCGGCGGUGGAGGAGGUCGGGAAGGUGAAGCGGGAGGUGAAUCGGUGCUCUGGAUGCAGGAGGAAGGUCGGGCUCACCGGAUUCCGGUGCCGGUGCGGGGACCUGUUCUGCGCUGAGCAUCGGUACACGGAUCGGCACGAGUGCAGCUACGAUUACAAGACCGCCGGUCGCGAGGCUAUCGCGCGGGAAAAUCCGGUAGUGAAAGCUGCGAAGAUCGUGAGAGUCUGAAUAUAAUAGGGCAAAAAAAAAAAAAUCAAACCAAAAUUGUAAAAUUUAGAGGUCGAGGCUCUCGAUCUCGAUCUCUUCAUCUCUCGGAGAUUGUGCUCUCUAGAUCGACCUUGCGAGAGAGCGCGUUAGAGAGAUUUGUCGAAUCAUUUGCAGAUAUUAAGAUGAAAAAAGUCUCUCUGGUUUGUUCUUGUUGGAUCAA
Messenger RNA from Vitis vinifera (wine grape), 1109 nucleotides. Its product is annotated as zinc finger A20 and AN1 domain-containing stress-associated protein 5. Gene Ontology annotation, biological process: protein ubiquitination. NCBI's taxonomy places the organism in Eukaryota, Viridiplantae, Streptophyta, Magnoliopsida, Vitales, Vitaceae. The transcript has a single exon. Gene Ontology annotation, molecular function: ubiquitin-protein transferase activity; zinc ion binding; DNA binding. The record is from RefSeq and is a predicted model, not a curated record. The coding region runs from base 392 to 910 and encodes 172 amino acids.